Rubroshorea leprosula is the source of this 891-nucleotide messenger RNA. NCBI's taxonomy places the organism in Eukaryota, Viridiplantae, Streptophyta, Magnoliopsida, Malvales, Dipterocarpaceae. The record is from the annotation of a GenBank genome assembly.
AUUUGGAUUUCUUGUGUAAUAACUAGCAAUAUAUUGAAUUUUGUUGGUUGGAUAUGCUGUGGUAGAGCAUCUGACACUCUCGCAGUUUCUUGAGUUGAUGGGAAAAAGGAGCAAGAAGCCUCAAGAUAUCUUGAAUUUCAGAUGGCUUUGCUCUCUAGAAAUUUGUAAUUGUGGUAACUUGAGAUACUUGUUAGCUCUUUCCAUGGCAUUGAGCCUUGUUUCUCAAAAAGAUGGAAGUACAAAACUGUGAACUGUUGGAGCAAGUCAUCUCAGAAGAAGGGGCCAACUUGAAGGAUGGCAUAGUUUUCAUCAAACUGAAGUCUUUGGAACUUAAAGGUUUACCGAGACUUGAAGGCUUCUGUUUGGGUAAUUACAACUUUGAAUUCACAUCUUUGGAAGACGUAAUUGUGAUGGCAUGUCCAUAUAUAAUGACUUUCUUUGGGAGAGAAGUAAGUACACCAAAACUGCAUAAAGUGAACUUAACAGGAGAUGAUGAAGAUGAUGUUGGAAAGGUGGUCUUAACCCUACAAUACAGCUUUUGUUCACAAAAAAGAGUGUUGGUGACUCUAAAGAAGACUGAAAUUUAUGCUAUGGCACAGGUCCUAUGACUCUGGAUUUUAGUGACUGCAAGCUGCAAAUUUUCUUGGCACCUAUAAUAUUAUUUAGAUUUUUAAAAUUAGUCUUCAGAGUUUUUGAACUCCUUGUGUGACUUUGUCUUGUUAGUAUUUAAUUUCAUGUCCUGGUUUGGUAUUGUGCUGUUUAGGACAAUAUUUAAACCUUGUGUUAUCAGAACAUAUGUAUCUUGAUACAAAAAACGUGGUGUGGCUAAACUUUGGUAUUGUAGCCUUUAGACAUUUUUUUCUUUUGUUGGCCUGGUUUGGAACAUGAUGU